AUGGGCAAAGGAGAUCCUAAGAAGCCGAGAAGCAAAAUGUCAUCCUAUGCAUUGUUUGUGCAAACUUGCCGGGAGGAGCACAAGAAGAAGCAUCCAGAUGCUCCAGUGAGCUUCUCAGUGUUUUCUAAGAAGUGCUCAGAGAGGUGGAAGACCAUGUCCGCUAAAGAGAAAGGAAAAUUCAAAGACAAGUCAAAGGCAGACAAGGCCCGUUAUGAAAGAGAAAUGAAAAUGUAUAUCCCUCCUAAAGGGGAAACAAAAAAGUUCAAGGAUCCCAAUGCACCCAAGAGGCCUCCUUCGGCCUUUGUCUUGUUUUGUUCUGAGUAUCAUCCAAAAAUCAAAGGAGAACAUCCUGGCCUAUCCAUUGGUGAUGCUGCAAAGAAACUGGGAGAGAUGUGGAAUAACACUGCUGCAGAGGACAAGCAGCCUUAUGAGUAGAAGGCUGCUAAGCUGAAGGG
Messenger RNA from Eubalaena glacialis (North Atlantic right whale), 455 nucleotides. Its product is annotated as high mobility group protein B1-like. Gene Ontology annotation, molecular function: DNA binding, bending. The transcript has a single exon. The record is from RefSeq and is a predicted model, not a curated record. NCBI's taxonomy places the organism in Eukaryota, Metazoa, Chordata, Mammalia, Artiodactyla, Balaenidae. Gene Ontology annotation, biological process: regulation of transcription by RNA polymerase II. The coding region runs from base 1 to 435 and encodes 144 amino acids. Gene Ontology annotation, cellular component: nucleus.